GCAGGGAUUAGCAUCCGGGAUAACCACCAGCCAGCGUUUCAGGGGCAACAACAAAAGAGACGACUUCUCACCGAAGUGACGCCAUUUUCUGUGCGAAUAAAGAAGCAGGUGGGGCAGCCAAACCCAUUAAAGCGAGAUAUACACGCCUGUAGGAUGAGCAGCCUGAUCAACUUCCUCAACCCGAAGCUCAAGCCCUCCGUGGAGAGCGAUGCCGUCUGCGAGGAUGGCUACACGGCGGCCAAUCUGGUGGCCGACGACAUGGAGCAGCUGGAACGGGGAUUCAUGUGCUUCGCCGUCUGCAAGCCGCCCAUUGAGAUUGUCUUUGACUUUCCCAAGGCGGUGGACAUGAAGGUCAUCAAGCUGUGGCCCUCCUGCGGCGCCCUGCGCUCCACCGCCUUCGAGCUCCACGGACGACACGAUGGCAUCUGGGAGCGAGUGGCCUUUGUUCGCGACUUGGGACGCGGUGUGGAUUCGGUGACCUUCUGCUAUCAGAGCGACUACAACUCGCGGAGCAGCUCGAAUUCGGAGCAGAGCGAGAAGGUGUUCUUCUUCAAGUCCGCCCACAAGAUCCUGGCCAGCACAAAUAGCGUGAAGGUGGUGAUCCGGGCCACCGAGCGAUGUCCUCCUGUCCUGCGAAAGGUGCAAAUGUGGGGGCUGCCUGCUCGUUCGCUGGACAAAGCCGAUCGGGAGCUGGUCAAGAGCAUCUGGAGCGAGAUCAGCGAUCCCUAUGGUCAGAGGGACGCGGCCCAGACGCCCACGGGCCAAAGGUCGCCGCCGCGUCAUGUGCCCGAACUCAGGGAGCAGUCCACACUCUCCAUUCCCGAGGAGUUCCUCGACUCCAUCACCUGGGAGCUAAUGAUCUUCCCCACCGUGCUGCCCUCUGGAAAAGUGGUGGACCAGUCGACCAUAGACAAGCACGCCGAGGAGGAGGCCAAAUGGGGCCGCCAGCCCUCGGAUCCCUUCACCGGUCUGGAGUACAAUGCGCAGCGCAAGGCGAUCAUCAACCUGGCUCUCAAAGCGCGCAUCGAAAAGUUCCUCAUGGAGCACUCGGAGCACUUUAAGGCGGUGCCGCGCAGCCUGGGAACCUCCCGCCUGCGUCGCCGCCACGCCUCGCAGUUCGCCAGCAGCACCUGCCAGCCGGGACAGAUUAGCCCGGCUGCGGGAACCUAUUCGGCGCUGAGCAGUGCCUACAAGCAGCAGCAGCGGAAGAGCAGGGCCACCGCCACGGCCACCUCCUCGUCAUCGGCGGCGAUAUCCUCGGGGGCAUCGCCCCACUCACCGCCGGCGGCUAAGAGGGCGAGGCACAGCCAUCAAGGGAGCAGCAGCGCCUGUGCCACUGUCACCUCGGCCGCCACCACCUCCAUCGAUCAGGCCAUUCAGCAGGCGCUGCAGAAGGUGACACGCUUCAGCCAGCUGGCGACGAACUCCAGCACAGCAGGUGCUGCUCCUCCUCCUCCUCCUUCGAGCUGCAUCAACUGCCGGAGCGCCCAGUUUGGCUACGAGAUACGCACCUGCCGCCAUUUGGUCUGUCGCGAGUGCCUGGUGCUCCUCUCGCGCGACCAGCAGUGCGUCUGCAAAGUAUUCUUCCGCGGCGCCGAUGUCGAGCGCUACCACAAGCUGGAUCCUUAAGAUCGCUGCAAUAAGCUUGGUUCUCCCUUAGAGUUUGUAAGCCAGUCGUCAGUCGUCAAUCGCUUUAGCCCCUAGGCCUCGUCUACUUUAGUUUAUAGUCAUAUCAGAAGCAGGAGUCGGUCUGUAGAGAAGCCAAAUGUGUACACGGGCGAAUCCUUAACCGAUUCGUCGGCAGUAUGUAUCAGUAUCAGGUCACACGUUUAGUCAUAGAGCAGAUUACAGAUUACGGAUUACGGAUUACCGAUUAGCAAUAGAGAAAGCGCGCCUAGUUUUUGUAGACACUUUAUAUACAGUCCCCAAAAGACAGGAUCAGGAUCAGGAUCGUUCAGCGCGAGUUUAUAUAUUCAUACCACUUAUACCUAGAAUAAAGUACAAUAAAACUAAAGCCGAUUGUGUAAUCAGA
This is a messenger RNA of Drosophila takahashii, 2032 nucleotides long. RefSeq names its product RING finger protein 37. Gene Ontology annotation, cellular component: nucleus. NCBI's taxonomy places the organism in Eukaryota, Metazoa, Arthropoda, Insecta, Diptera, Drosophilidae. Gene Ontology annotation, biological process: protein polyubiquitination. The record is from RefSeq and is a predicted model, not a curated record. Gene Ontology annotation, molecular function: ubiquitin-ubiquitin ligase activity; ubiquitin protein ligase binding.